AUGACUCCAAUAGUCGAGUACUUGGAGCAGGACAUGCUUCCCGAAGAUAAGAACGAAGUACGUCGGGUCAAGGCUCAAUCAGCCCGCUUCACUAUUAUACGAGACUUCGGCAAAUUCUGGAACAUCAAGCUCAACUUCUCCACACCAAGGUAUCCCCAAGAAAAUGGACAAGCAGAGUCAUCCAACAAGACUAUCAUGAACAACAUCAAGAAGUGCCUUGAAAAAGCUAAGGGAAGAUGGACUGAUAAGUUGCCGGGAGUCCUAUGGUCCUAUCGAACCACAACCAGGACUUCGAUGGGAGAAACACCUUUCUCAUUAGCCUACGGGAUGGAGUCAGUCAUCCCUACUGAGAGUGAAGUUACAACAGCCAGAUAUGAGCUGACGACAGACGAAGUAAAUUGGGAAAACAUGUGCCAUGAACUCGACACCAUCGACGAAAGAAGGGACAAAGCACUCUUAAGAAUCUCAGCCUAUCAACGAAGCAUAGCCAGACAUUACAACAAGAACAUCCGCACUCGGACAUUCAAAGUAGGAGAUUGGGUACUACAAAGAGUCUUCCAGAACACUAAGGAUGCGGGAGCAGGUAAGCUCGCCCCGACAUGGGAAGGUCCUUACCUCAUCACAAAGGUAGUCGGACAUGGAGCAUACAAGCUAUAA
Molecule: messenger RNA, 657 nt
Organism: Humulus lupulus (European hop)
Lineage: Eukaryota; Viridiplantae; Streptophyta; Magnoliopsida; Rosales; Cannabaceae
Exons: 2
Coding region: 1-657 (218 amino acids)
Biological process (GO): DNA integration
Molecular function (GO): nucleic acid binding
Source: RefSeq, a predicted model, not a curated record